Molecule: messenger RNA, 3554 nt
Organism: Misgurnus anguillicaudatus (oriental weatherfish)
Lineage: Eukaryota; Metazoa; Chordata; Actinopteri; Cypriniformes; Cobitidae
Molecular function (GO): calcium ion binding
Source: RefSeq, a predicted model, not a curated record
AGUCAAUAUAGAGGCAUGGCACAGCGUGGGUCCAGUCAAUUCAAUAGUUUAUUUGUGCAAAAGUGAAAGUACAAAUAACAAGAUCAGAUGCAAUGACUACAAUCUCCACAAGAGGCUGAUAUAAAACAAAAAAACGAAAUAAGGACAUAUCUACGAGCACUUUACCUGCCUUCCUGAGCAAUGAAGAUUCGAACAAGAUGUGUCCCAGAAGCAUCAUGCAAACUUGAGGGUGCGCUCAGCGCGACGGCUACCUGACGAGCCUGUCGGAGACAUGGGGCUUCUGAAUGUGGCCUGGUGGCCAGGGACGGCCAUCCGUCCUCUCUUGACCCAACACAAAGGGAUGUUUUUCCAACACAUUGAUGUCACUUUCACCUGUCACUCAAACAGACCAUUAUGAUCUCUGAUCGGAGUCUCCAGGGCAACCUCCUCCAUAUUCCUGCAUGGGCCCUCCUCUCAGAAGCCUAACCUCUCCUAAUCCUCCUCCCCCUGUUUCCGUGGCGACGGCUCAGACGAGCAGGUGACGCAUUGACAGAGAGCAGAUGGUUCCCCGUGGAGACACAAGCAGAGACCGAGAGCUCGUGAAAACACUUGAUAAGACAAGGAAGUUUGGGGAAAUGGAGUUGCAGUACGGAAAACACAGUAUGCUGACACCUGAAGAAAGAAGUCGUCGACACCUUUAUUGCUCGAAGCCCCGAUUUAUGAGGGCACAGCCGGGCGAACCUCACCCCCUCUGCCGCAUCAGUCACCCGGGGAGACGAGUCAACAGCAAGGCCUGGCAACUCGGUUCCAGACCCCAUCAGUGGAGAAAUACGGCACCAUCAUAUUACUUCUGCUUUGUGAAGCAAGCAGUCCUGUGGAACAGAGGACAGCAUCACACCGUUAUCUUAAGACAGAAUGGACCUCUGCCCAUGUGUUCACGUUUUCAUGCUCAUAUGGAGGCCUGCCCGAUCCGCUCUAGCCACCCGUAUUUCCCUAAAAUGCAGCCCAGACCUCAGCCUAUUCAUCUGGGGCAAAAACAAAGACGGCAGUCCCCGAGUGCCCCACAUCAUCAAGCAUGGCCAGAUAACAGGAGGACGCAAUCUGUGAGCAAUUCCAGUAGAAGACAAUUUGCUGUGAAUCUACCCCUUGUGCCGCCAUCCCCUAACCCAAGCGAAGCUUCUCUCGAACCCCCCGUUAGUCCAUCUCUCACUUUUCGGUCUGUCGAUCACCCUCAGAGAUUCCCGUCUCCCAGCAAACACAUCCCAUUAGAAGAUGAAGAUGGGGAAGAUGAUGUACUCUCUCCACCAGACCUGAUUCAGAGGCAACAAGAAAAGGAUGAGGAUGAAGCAAUGACCCCAAGCACACUUAACACCCCUACAACCCCCAGCGUCCCAGCUACCCCAAGUACUCCAGGCACCCCAAGUACUCCAGGCACCCCGACCUCUUGUGUUACCCCAAAUUCUUUGUCAGACUUCAGUCGGCCUGCAUCCAGCCAGUUCAGUCGUAGCACUGACCUCAACAGCAGCUUCUCUGACGCCCUAUCAGUAAACUUCAGCGUUGAUGAUGGUCCUGACAAUGGCUCUGAUGAUGAUGUUGAUUACCACAACCAGAACAAUAAUUAUACGAUUGGCUCAUCUACAUCUCCACCUGAUCCUCAAUUCAGCUCUCCAGGAAGUUGUGGUCGGGCCACCUCACAGAUGGAGUUCCCACAACCAGGUCACUCCAAACCUACUACCUUCCAACCAGACACCCCAAUUUUUACCCGAAACAUCCAGCCUCAGAGCCCUCAAUUAAGGCAAGCUUCAGACGUCCAAAAGUUUACGGAUGAAACCCUGAAUGAACACCCCUCUCCGAGCCGGUCUAGUUUGAGUCCCAAGCUUUGCAGUCAGUCCAGACAGAGUCAUUUCUCAGAAGUGGAUAGUCGAUCCGAAUGGAACCUGUGGCCAGUGCUUCCUCCCAUCAUGUCUCAACCAGAUGAAUUGCAAGGUGAGAAUAUAUUGGAGGGGACCCCUUACUCCAAAUCCAGCAGGUCCCAGUCUGAUAUGUUUGCUGAAUUGGAUGAUCUGGCCCCUCGCUCGGAUUCCUGCGGGUCCUUGGACCACCCAGCCGGAAGUGAGACAGACCGAUCCUCACCUACCACAGAUCUGAGUCCUGGGCUUGCAGCUCUGACAGUGGGCUGUGAUUCGGGAGAUCUGGGAUCUUUGUCCCGUGUGCAGCUGUUGCUAUUUGAGAGAAGAGGAUCGGAGAGCCCCGGUUCUGUCCCGAGCCCUGACUGUCUUAACCCAACAGAUGGAGAGGACUACGAACCUGGCCUACGAGUCUGGAGCUCGGGCAUUCCCCAAUAUUAUCAGUCCACGGUCGUGGAAAACCACAAACCAUUAAGUGGGAGAAACACCAAAUUGUGCGAGGCCCAAGAUUCUUUGGUGACUCUGAAGGGAUACAGACAUUGCCCCGAGCUCAUCAGUGAGGGGAGUGGAUCAAGGACAUCAUCAUCAUGUUCGAUUAACUCAAGGAUUUCUGAGAGCAGCACCAGAAACAAAGAGAGACCCAGCCAAGGUUGUAAGCAGCCUGAUGAAAAUGACCCGAUUUAUUGGUCCCCUCUCUCUCCCAGUGCAUUGCUGGCAGAAAAUUCUGCUAAGGAGGAAACUGCACAGGAGCAGAAACGCUCAGAGAGCAGAGACCGUGCUGAAGUGGAAGUCCAUAUGAACCCGUCCAACAGACUUAGAGAGAAGAAGAAGAGGAAGAAAGAGAGCAAGAAGACCAAGGAGUUGAAGAAUAAAGCCUUGGAGAUUUUCUCCAAACUGCAGGAUGGAAAAGACCCAGCACAGCCCGAUCAUCAGAGCCCAUGCGCCAAGUUUGAAGACUUUGAUUUCCUGGCAAAAUACUGCAUCCUUAGUCAGGAGAAGCUGUCGUUGUACAAAAAGGCUUUUGAGGCAGCUGAUAGUGAUGGAGAUGGGUAUCUGAGCUGCCUCCAAGUGCUGGUAGCCCUGAAAGAGAUCAUUCCUGCAGAACUUCUGACAGAAGAUGAGGAAAUAUAUGUCUACAGGAUUUUGGAGCUGGUUGAUUUUAGAGUGACAGACGGCCUUACAGACCUGCGGCUGUUUGCGGUAGUAGCCAGUUUGGCCCAGAAAAUAGCCACAUUGGAUGAGUUUAUGCGCACCCUUAUCAGCAAGAUGGAUUUCAAGUCUCUGGAGAUGAAGCUUUACAAAGCCAAGCAGUUGUUCAUGUUCCUGCUAGAGGCGCAGACAGGGGGCGCUGUGGUGCCACAGGGCUGCAUAGAUGGUGAGCAUCUACUCGUGGAGCUCAAAGCCGGGGGCAUCAGGCCAGAGGACGAGGAGUCAGUGAGACGGGAGCUUCGCGGCCUUCGCUCCCUUGACCUUCUUGACUUCCUCGCUCACCUGCCUCUCUUCAUCCUCAUCCACAACUCGGUCAUCGCCAAUCCCUUUGACGACUCCAGCAACCUGUGAGGGCAUCUACAAGAACAGAUAAUAAUCAAGUGAAAUUCGCUCUCAAGUGUAUGAGAUAUGUAAGAUUGCGAUAGAGAUGAUAAGCCAAAUAAAAUAAAAAGAAAUUCA